Molecule: messenger RNA, 3478 nt
Organism: Rhinolophus ferrumequinum (greater horseshoe bat)
Lineage: Eukaryota; Metazoa; Chordata; Mammalia; Chiroptera; Rhinolophidae
Gene: MEIS1
Product: Meis homeobox 1
Exons: 12
Coding region: 776-2173 (465 amino acids)
Biological process (GO): positive regulation of transcription by RNA polymerase II; positive regulation of cell population proliferation; eye development
Molecular function (GO): RNA polymerase II cis-regulatory region sequence-specific DNA binding; DNA-binding transcription activator activity, RNA polymerase II-specific
Source: RefSeq, a predicted model, not a curated record
CUUCCGGGUUCUAGCAUUCUGGUCGGAAUCCACCUCUCCGCCUGUGCAACACACACUUUACACACGCACGGGGACUGCAAGCGGGCAGCAUCGAUUGUGGCUCCUUUAAGACAAACUCAGACAGACAUUUUUUUUUUUAACCCUCCUCCUCUAAUCUCCCUCCAGUGCAGCAGUUGCAAAGAGGGAGAGGGAGAGAGAGAAAGAGAGAGAGAGAGAAAGAGAGAGAGAGAGAGAGAGAGAGCGAGAGAGAGAGCAACAGAAGAGAGAAACUGAUUAAGAAUUAGGACUGAUUCAAGGGAAGCGAGCGCUAGGGCUUUGUGCAUUUGAAUAUUAACAUUUGAGGUGUUCUGACCAGAAGAAGACAGAGCGGAUGAUCAUUCAUUCACCACGUUGACAACCUCGCCUGUGAUUGACAGCCGGAGUGGCAGAAAGCCAUGAGAUUUGGUAGUUGGGUCUGAGGGGCGCUCUUUUUUUUUUUUUAAACUGAUUUUUUGGGGAGAGAAGAUCUGCUUUUUUUUUUUUUUACCCCCCCCCCCUCCCCGCUGCUGUCUUGGAAACGGAGCGCUUUUAUGCUCAGUGACUCGGGCGCUUGGCUUCAGGUCCCGUAGACCGAAGACCUGGGACUAGUAGCUCACGUUGCUGGAGACGUUAAGGGAUUUUGCGUCCUGCUUUAAAUUUUUUUUUUUCCGGGGGAGUUUGCUUAUUUGUUUCUUUUCACACUGGCCUUAAAGAGGAUAUAUUAGAAGUUGAAGUAGGAAGGGAGCCAGGGAGGCCGAUGGCGCAAAGGUACGACGAUCUACCCCAUUACGGGGGCAUGGAUGGAGUAGGCAUUCCCUCCACGAUGUAUGGGGACCCGCAUGCGGCCAGGUCCAUGCAGCCGGUCCACCACCUGAACCACGGGCCUCCUCUCCACUCGCAUCAGUACCCGCACACAGCUCACACCAACGCUAUGGCCCCCAGCAUGGGUUCUUCCGUCAAUGACGCUUUAAAGAGAGAUAAAGAUGCCAUUUAUGGACACCCCCUCUUCCCUCUCUUAGCACUGAUUUUUGAGAAAUGUGAAUUAGCUACUUGUACCCCCCGCGAGCCGGGGGUGGCGGGCGGGGACGUCUGCUCGUCAGAAUCAUUCAAUGAAGAUAUAGCCGUGUUCGCCAAACAGAUUCGCGCAGAAAAACCUCUAUUUUCUUCUAAUCCCGAACUGGAUAACUUGAUGAUUCAAGCCAUACAAGUAUUAAGGUUUCAUCUGUUGGAAUUAGAGAAGGUACACGAAUUAUGUGACAAUUUCUGCCACCGGUAUAUUAGCUGUUUGAAAGGGAAAAUGCCUAUCGAUUUGGUGAUAGACGAUAGAGAAGGAGGAUCAAAAUCAGACAGUGAAGAUAUAACAAGAUCAGCAAAUCUAACUGACCAGCCCUCUUGGAACAGAGAUCACGAUGACACAGCAUCAACACGUUCAGGAGGAACCCCGGGCCCUUCCAGUGGUGGCCACACAUCACACAGUGGGGACAACAGCAGUGAGCAAGGUGAUGGCUUGGACAACAGUGUAGCUUCCCCCAGCACAGGUGACGAUGAUGAUCCAGAUAAGGACAAAAAGCGUCACAAAAAGCGUGGCAUCUUUCCCAAAGUAGCCACAAAUAUCAUGAGGGCGUGGCUGUUCCAGCAUCUAACACACCCUUACCCUUCUGAAGAACAGAAAAAGCAGUUGGCACAAGACACAGGACUAACCAUCCUUCAAGUGAACAAUUGGUUUAUUAAUGCCCGGAGAAGAAUAGUGCAGCCCAUGAUAGACCAGUCCAACCGAGCAGUAAGUCAAGGGACACCUUAUAACCCCGACGGGCAGCCAAUGGGAGGCUUCGUAAUGGACGGCCAGCAGCACAUGGGCAUCAGGGCACCAGGGCUGCAAAGUAUGCCAGGGGAGUAUGUAGCCCGGGGUGGUCCAAUGGGUGUGAGUAUGGGACAGCCAAGUUAUACCCAACCCCAGAUGCCCCCCCAUCCUGCUCAGCUGCGUCAUGGGCCCCCCAUGCAUACGUACAUUCCUGGACACCCUCACCACCCAACAGUGAUGAUGCAUGGAGGACCGCCCCACCCUGGAAUGCCAAUGUCAGCAUCAAGCCCCACGGUUCUUAAUACAGGAGACCCAACAAUGAGUGGACAAGUCAUGGACAUUCAUGCUCAGUAACUUAAAGGGAAUAUGCAUUGUCUGCAAUGGUGACUGAUUUCAAAUCAUGUUUUUUCUGCAAUGACUGUGGAGUUCCAUUCUUGGCAUCUACUUUGGACCAAGGAGCAUCCCUAAUUCUUCAUAGGGACCCUUAAAAAGCAGGAAAUACCGAAGUCAAUUUGGGGGACAUGCUAAAUAACUAUAUAAGACAUUAAGAGAACAAAGAGUGAACUAUUGUAAAUGCUAUUAUACUGUUAUCCAUAUUACGUUGUUUCUUAUAGAUUUUUUAAGAAAAAUGUGAAAUUUUUCCACACUAUGUGUGUUGUUUCCAUAGCUCUUCACUUCCUCCAGAAGCCUCCUUACAUUAAAAAGCCUUACAGUUAUCCUGCAAGGGACAGGAAGGUCUGAUUUGCAGGAUUUUUAGAGCAUUAAAAUAACUAUCAGGCAGAAGAAUCUUUCUUCUCGCCUAGGAUUUCAGCCAUGCGCUCGCUCUCUCUCUCUCUCUCUCUCUCUCUCUCUCUGUCUCUGUCUCUCUCUCUCUCUCUUUCUCUCUCUCCUUCUCUCUCUCUCUCUUUCUCUUUCUCUCUCUUUUUCUCUCUCCCUCUUUCUAGCCUGGGGCUUGAAUUUGCAUGUCUAAUUCAUUUACUCACCAUAUUUGAAUUGGCCUGAACAGAUGUAAAUCGGGAAGGAUGGGAAAAACUGCAGUCACCAACAAUGAUUAAUCAGCUGUUGCAGGCAGUGUCUUAAGGAGACUGGUAGGAGGAGGCAUGGAAACCAAAAGGCCGUGUGUUUAGAAGCCUAAUUGUCACAUCAAGCAUCAUUGUCCCCAUGCAACAACCACCACCUUAUACAUCACUUCCUGUUUUAUGCAGCUCAAAAACAUAGACUGAAGAUUUAUUUUUAAUAUGUUGACUUUAUUUCUGAGCAAAGCAUCGGUCAUGUGUGUAUUUUUCCAUAGUCCCACCUUGGAGCAUUUAUGUAGACAUUGUAAAUAAAUUUUGUGCAAAAAGGACUGGAAAAAUGAACUGUAUUAUUGCAAUUUUUUUUUGUAAAAGUAGCAGUUUGGUAUGAGUUGGCAUGCAUACAAGAUUUACUAAGUGGGAUAAGCUAAUUAUACUUUUUGUUGUGGAUAAACAAAUGCUUGUUGAUAGCCUUUUUCUAUCAAGAAACCAAGGAGCUAAUUAUUAAUAACAAUCAUUGCACACUGAGUCUUAGCGUUUCUGACGGAAACAGUUUGGAUUGUAUAAUAACGCCAAGCCCAGUUGUAGUCGUUUGAGUGCAGUAAUGAAAUCUGAAUCUAAAAUAAAAACAAGAUUAUUUUUGUCA